Molecule: messenger RNA, 1846 nt
Organism: Acinonyx jubatus (cheetah)
Lineage: Eukaryota; Metazoa; Chordata; Mammalia; Carnivora; Felidae
Product: olfactory receptor 11A1
Biological process (GO): G protein-coupled receptor signaling pathway
Cellular component (GO): membrane
Molecular function (GO): G protein-coupled receptor activity; olfactory receptor activity
Source: RefSeq, a predicted model, not a curated record
CAUGAAGAGGCUGUGAAGUUGGUGUGUGGGGAGGAGGGAAUGUGUAAGAACUUUCCAAGGAACAACCAGUGGGAUUUUACUGACUGGAGGUUGGGAAUGGGAGAGGGCAUUCAGCUGAAAUGGCAAUGAUAUGGUAAGCUUGGGAUCAAAGCAGAAUUUCACACUACCUGCCCAGUUGGUUGUGGCUGGGAAAGAUAUGAGGAUUUGUGUUUGAUCCUGCUGAUUUUGAGCUGAGGGUAGGGAGUGUCUCGCAGGCAUUUGGAGGGUAUUAGUCUGCUGUUCAGGAGGACGACUGUGUGGCUGGCUCUACACAUGAGGCUGGUGGAUUCAUUGUGUCACAGAAACACUGGGUUGAAUUAAUAGGGUAAAGGGUCCUGAAGACUACGCUUGUGUUUGGACGAACUCUCCUGAGCCAUGAAGAACAUACACAGUUAAGGACGGUCGGGGGAACAGAGUUGCAGGAGGAAGCCACUAUAGGGGGACAGAUCAGGAUGUGCAAGGGACAUUUGUGCGGGAGACUCACCCUCAUCUUUUUGCUUUAGCCUUCCUUGUCUUGGAGUUGGUGUUGGAGACGGAGAUGCCCUAAAAUCUCUCCCUUAAUCUCUGUCAGGCAGGAACUUGGACGAUCCCCAUGGAAACGGUUGCUCUAGAAAACCAAACUAUCAUUGAAUUUGUCCUCCUUGGUUUCCAUGAUGUAGCUGAGCUGCGUCUCAUUUUCUUUGUUGUGCCCACCAUUGUCUACAUGUCCAUCGUCAUGGGGAAUGUGCUGAUCGUCGUGGCGGUGGUUAGCUCACGGAGGCUCCACACACCCAUGUAUUUCUUCCUGGCUAACCUGUCCUUCCGGAUCCUCUACACCUCCACAGUGGUGCCCAAAAUGCUAGAGGGCUUCUUGCAGGAAGCGGCCAUCUCUGUGGCUGGUUGCUUGCUGCAGUUUAUCUUCGGUUCUCUAGCCACGGCUGAGUGCUUCAUGCUGGCUGUCAUGGCCUAUGAUCGCUACCUGGCAAUCUGCUAUCCACUCCGCUACCCACUCCUGAUGGGACCCAGGGGGUGCUUGGGGCUGGUGGUCAUAGCUUGGCUCUCUGGCUUCAUGGUAGAUGGGCUGGUUGUGGCCCUAAUGGGCCAGCUGAGGUUCUGUGGCCCCAACCACAUUGACCACUUUUACUGUGACUUCAUGCCCUUGAUGGGCCUGGCCUGCUCGGAUCCCAGUGUGGCCCAGAUGACAACAUUCAUUCUGUCUGUGGUCUGCCUCACUGUCCCCUUCGGGCUGAUUCUGACAUCUUAUGCCCGGAUCGUGGUAACUGUGCUCAAAGUCCCUGCUGGGGCCCAGAGGCUAAAGGUUUUCUCCACCUGCUCCUCCCACCUGGUGGUGGUGUCCACCUUCUAUGGAACUCUCAUGGUCUUGUACAUUGCACCCUCUGCUGUCCAUUCCCAACUUGUCUCCAAGGUCUUCGCCCUGCUCUACACUGUGGUCACCCCUCUUCUCAAUCCUGUGAUCUACACCCUGAGGAACAAGGAGGUUCAUCAUGCAUUGCGGAGACUUCUGUACAUUAAGCUCACCAAAACACUCAGUUGAGGGAGAAUGGUGGUGAGGAUUUUAUUUGGAUUUUGCAUGUCUCCAUUGGGGUGUCCUUCAGGACUGGUUGGGGAAGAAGAACUUUGUUCUAUUUUGACCUUUCUCUCUGUAAAACAUUCUGUAGUUACUCUAAAAAUGAGCACCAAUUUCAAGUGUUAACUUAAAAUUUACAUUUAUCUUUUAUUAUUCUUUUUAAAAUAGGCUAUGAGUAUUUGAUAUAGAAAGUAGAUACACAGAAACAGAAACAGAAAGCAAAAAUAUUGGCUACUUGUA